Molecule: messenger RNA, 246 nt
Organism: Caenorhabditis bovis
Lineage: Eukaryota; Metazoa; Nematoda; Chromadorea; Rhabditida; Rhabditidae
Source: the annotation of a GenBank genome assembly
AUGAAUCAAGAUUCGUCUCAAAAUUGCACGCCACAACGCGGACCACCGGUGUGCAUUGAUCCGAGAUCACCGACCAAGGAUAUUGAUCGAACGCCAAUUCAAGUGGACAGCACGGUUUCCGAUGAGAACAGCCCACGAGGAACGCCGAUGGAGGCUGGUAAGCCGAAAAGAAGAAGUCUUCGACAGAAAAUGUUCGCUAAUAAGAAAAAGAGUCUGGAUAACGAUGAAUUGACAAAGAAUGAUUAA